Molecule: messenger RNA, 2101 nt
Organism: Phalaenopsis equestris
Lineage: Eukaryota; Viridiplantae; Streptophyta; Magnoliopsida; Asparagales; Orchidaceae
Product: pentatricopeptide repeat-containing protein At1g10270-like
Exons: 2
Coding region: 121-1854 (577 amino acids)
Cellular component (GO): chloroplast
Molecular function (GO): protein binding
Source: RefSeq, a predicted model, not a curated record
AAGAUUGCACUAUUCCAUGUUGGUUCGAAAGUCAAUCAGACUCCCGACCCAAAGCGGAACGCAGUACGGUUUCUCUCCAGUUUCCAACCCUCCUAAACCCUGCAGUCCAAAACCCUAAUCAUGUCCUUUUACCGUCAAACCCUACUCCGAUCCCUCCGCUCAGCAGCCGGCGCCGUUAUCGGAGGCGUCGAACCUCGCUCUGCAGACCUCAGAUUCUUAUCCCGAUCAUUCGCUUUUUCCUCUGCUGAGGAAGCAGCAGCCGAGCGCCGCCGACGUAAGCGCCGCCUCCGCAUCGAGCCCCCCCUCCAUGCUCUCCGUCGCGACCCCAACAUUCCCCGUCCCCCACGUGAUCCCAACGCACCCCGGUUACCCGACUCCACCUCCGCACUCGUUGGUCCCCGCCUCUCCCUUCACAAUCGCGUGCAAACACUCAUCCGAUCUGGAGAGCUCGACGCCGCAUCCUCUCAUGCACGCCAUGCUGUCUUCUCUUCUGUCAGACCCACCGUGUUCACAUGUAACGCCAUCAUGGCGUCCAUGCACCGCGCCCGCCGCCUAGACGAUGCCGUAGCCCUCUUCCACUUCUUUUUCGUUCAGCAGAACAUUGUUCCCAACAUUGUCUCCUACAACGUUCUUAUCAACACCCACUGUGAUGCCGGCCGUGUCGACACCGCCCUCGAAGUUUACCGUCAUAUCCUCGCCAACGCUCCCUUUUCCCCUUCCCCUGUCACUUAUCGCCAUCUCACAAAGGGCCUGAUUGACGCCAGCCGAAUCACUGAGGCUAUGGAUCUACUUCGCGAGAUGCUUAACCGUGGUCAUGGUGCCGACUCUCUCGUCUACAACAACCUCAUGUCCGGCUUCAUCAACCUUGGCAAUAUGGACAAGGCGCUCGAGCUCUUUGACGAGCUCCGUGAGCGGUGCCUCGUUUAUGAUGGGGUUGUGCAUACCACCUUUAUGGAAGCUUACUGGAAAGAGGGCAAGGACAAGGAGGCUAUGGAGUCCUACCAGUCCCUCAUUGAUCGCCAGUUCAAGAUGACCCCUGCAACAUGCAAUGUUCUCUUGGAGACCCUUCUAAAGCAUGAUAAGAAGGCCGAUGCCAACAAACUCUUCGAACAUAUGCUGGAUGAGCACAAACCCCCAAAUUUCAUGGCCCUUAACACGGAAACCUAUAAUAUAAUGGUUAAUCGUUGCUUCCACGAAGGAAAGUUUGCCGAAGCCAUUGAAGUUUUCCACAAGACGGGGUUGAAGCCCUUGGCUAUGGACGUUGGUUGCUAUAAUAACAUUAUUGGAAAGCUAUGCAAGAAUGGAAUGCUACAGGAGGCAGAGAAGCUAUUUGAGGAAAUGCGGACCAAGUCCAUCAACCCCGAUACUUCCACUUAUGGAUUUUUGGUUGACGCAUGCUUUGAGAAUGAUAGGCUUGAGGAUGCCAUGGCAUAUUUUGGCAAGGUGAUAGAUAGUGGAGAGGGUGCCCCAAAGGCUAUCCUUGAACUAUACAACAAGGUUUUUGAUGGAUUGGUGAAGGCUGGACGAUUAGGUCAGGCUAUGGAUAUCUUUAGUAAGAUGGGGGAGAGCGAUUUAAAGCCAAAUGCAUUAACUUAUGAGACUUUGGUCGCUGUUUUAUGUAAAGAAGGAGAUUUAGACCGUGGAAGGGCUUUGUUAGAAGAGAUGUCAAAAGGUGGCAUCCGUGCUAGCAGUGAGCUCCUUUCAUUUGUAUCAGAAAUAUUUCAGGCGGCAGGACGGGGUGGAGAGAUUGAAUUUCUUCUAACUGGCAAGAAAGAGCCCAUUCCUCAAACCACUUGUGUACAACAAAUGGUACCCCAUACUGCUUCUGAAGCUUCCAUUGAUCAGCAGGGUUGAUGAAAGUGGAAUCAAGGAGUACUCUAGGGAGAUUCAAUUCAGUUUCAUGCACGCAUUUUCAUUUACAAAAAAUGAGGGUAACAUUAUCCUAAAACUUUGAUUCAAAUCCGACUACUAAUUUUUUAGCUUGGUCAAAUCUUAUAUUUUCUAAGUUUAGUCUGGUGAAAGUUUGAUGAGGGAUUUCAUCUAGGCUUAGAGAAGGCAUUGCAUUCUAUCUUAACUCUGAUGUAUUUACAUAUCUAACAAC